UUUUAAACCUUUUUUUUUUGGGGGGGGGCAGAUGUUUCAUAAUGUACAUUAUAUAUUCUCAUAGAUUCACAGAAUUUCAGAGCUGAAAGGGACUUCAGUGUCCGUCCAUUGCAACCCAUACAUGAAAGGAGGCCCUGCUUUGAGAAAAGAUACAUAGUUUGCAUAAAUAAAUAAAUAUUACUUAGACUGGAGAUGUGUGUUUGGGAGGCUCGAAAGGCCCUUACAACAUAGCUCACAUGCCUCUUCUAGGAAGAUUUCCCAAUGCUUGGCACGUGGAAAUGAUUAAUUAUCUGCUGAUUGAGCGAAUGUGGAGAAAGACAGCUCCCCAUCAAUGCCCACGGGCCCCUCUUGGAGCCUCUCCUCUGGGCCGCUCAUUUGUUGGUUCAUUCAUUCAGCAAGCAUUUAUCCAGCCCUUCCCGUGUGUCAGGCUCUGAAUAAACACAUGAGCUAUUUGAAUGACAUUGGUCACGAUAAAGCGCAUUCCCCGGUGUGAAUCAUGAUUUCCUCCCAGAAGCUCUGGGAGCAAGUUUGGGAGGUAAGGCAGGGAUGGCUGAUCCCUGUUUACAGAUGUGGGGAAACUGAGGCUUGGGGAAAGGGACUUGGGGGAGAAGAGCAGCUCGGUAUAACAGAAAAGUCACCGGGGGUUAGACUGGAGGACCUCUGAGGACCGUUUCCUAACCAGCGCCAGGCCUAGUCAGAACCAGCGGGAACCUCAGAAUUGUCCCGUGGACAGACGGAGAUAUUGAAGAGCUCGAUCUUGGAGGCUGGGGGAUGAGGAAGCAAGAAGGACUCUGGAACCGGGAGACCUUCCGCAGGAGAGGGGAUUCCCAGAAAUCUUAUUUGAUUCCUGCUUGUUGUGCAGGUGAGGAAAUGGAGGCCCAGAGGGAAGGACCGAGGUGACACAGAAAGCGCACUCUUGCAUCAUUCUGCUGUUCUAAGCCUUCACCAACGGCUCCAGUUGGUACCACCGGAGUGCUUCAGAUACCGGAGCCGACGGGACCCAGGGGCUGCUGGCCCUCAGAGGUCCCAGCUUCUGGGCGAACGCGGCCUCAGGCCGGUCCAGCCUCGCUGCUACUGACCUGAUCAUCAGACACCUGCUGCAAAUGGAGGGGACCAGCCUGGGCUCCGCUCCUGGGCCGGAGCCAGAACCGGGGCCGCCCGUGGACCUGAGCUCCCUGCCUGUGGAGGUGUGGCUGCAAAUCCUGAUGCACGUGCCCCCCCGGACUCUGGUGACCCGAUGCCGGGCCGUGUGCCGUCAGUGGCGGGCACUGGUGGAUGGACCAAGACUAUGGCGCCUCCUCUGGGCCCAGGCCAAGGAUGCUCCAAGCCAGGCGCUGCUUGUGGCUACUCACCGCUGCCCGCCUGCCGCCAGGCCCUGUUCCUGGGCCCGCCUGGGCAUCCUGGGGCCCCUGGCUCGGAACCUGCUGCAGAACACCUGCGGGGAGGAGGGGUUCCGCAAAUGGAAAGUGAAAGACGGCGGAGACGGCUGGAACGUGGAGCGGAACCUGAGGCCCGUGCCCGGGGCCCCGGCCCAGACCUGCUUCGCAUCUUCCUUCAGGUGGUGCCAGAAGCGGCAGGUGGUGAACCUUCUCGCCCAGGGGCUGUGGCCGGAGCUGCUGGACGACCCCCGCGCAGAGAUCCACGUCAGCGACUGGUGGGGCGCCCGAAGCGACUGCGGCAGCCAGUACUGGCUCCACGUCAGACUGGUGGCGGCCAACGGACGCACCGUCCUGGCCAGGUUUGAUGCUGAGCCCGAGCCCAUCCCCUGCCCCAAUGACAACCCCUACCUGCAGGUCUCCCACGUCUUCACCAACUUCCCGAACGGCGUCCGUUACGUCAUUUUUGAACACGCCGGCAAAGACACCCAGUUCUGGGCCGGGCACUAUGGCGCCCGCGUCACUCACUCCUGCGUCAAGGUCUACUUUAGGGCCCCCUGACGGCCCGGGACCCUGGGGAAAGCCACACACACCCCCUCCCCUCCGGCGCUUCCCUCCCUCCCCUCAGCACACUUCCCCUCCCAAGGGAGACCCCCGUUCUGCUCGGACCCUCGGAAAAUGAACCAGGAAGGGGAGGGGAUGGUGGAGAAAAUUAAGGGGGUGGAGUAGUGAGGGAAGCGUGCUCAGGGCAGGCCAGUAAAUAAAUGUUCAAUUAUCAAAUUAAA
Antechinus flavipes (yellow-footed antechinus) is the source of this 2161-nucleotide messenger RNA. RefSeq names its product F-box protein 27 (gene FBXO27). Gene Ontology annotation, biological process: SCF-dependent proteasomal ubiquitin-dependent protein catabolic process; glycoprotein catabolic process. The transcript is spliced from 7 exons. Gene Ontology annotation, molecular function: protein binding; ubiquitin protein ligase activity. The coding region runs from base 1104 to 1937 and encodes 277 amino acids. The record is from RefSeq and is a predicted model, not a curated record. Gene Ontology annotation, cellular component: cytoplasm; SCF ubiquitin ligase complex. Lineage: Eukaryota; Metazoa; Chordata; Mammalia; Dasyuromorphia; Dasyuridae.